AUGACGUCAAAGUUUUCAGUUCCAAUCAAAAUCAUCUCGUUCUUGUUUUUCAUAACCAUUAACAUAGCUAAUGGUCAAGCUCAACCAAAUCAAUCAACCUUGGUGUUCUACUUACAAGAUAUCGGAAAAGGACCUAAGGCAACGGUUUCACCGGUUAUAGGCAUCAAUGGCAAGGUUUGGUCGUAUAACACAUUUGGAACAAUAUUUGUUGUUGAUGAUCCUGUUACAUUAAGUCCUGAUCCAUUUUCAACUCAAAUUGGAAAGGCUCAAGGUACAAUUACAGUAACUUCUCAAGAUGGCGCAAAUGUGAAUAUAGUUUUAUCAAUUGUGUUCAAUAAUGUGCAAUAUGCUGCUAGCACUUUAGAAAUUCAAGGUACAAGUCGUCAACGUGAUAAUUUAAGAGAGCUCGGCGUUGUUUCUGGAACAGGAAGGUUUCGUUUUGCAAGGGGAUUUGCUGUAUUUGAAACUAUAUCUUAUAAUCCUACAAGUACUCAGUCUGUUAUUAGGUUGACUGUAACCUUGGCAAUACCUUGA
This is a messenger RNA of Vicia faba (fava bean), 534 nucleotides long. NCBI's taxonomy places the organism in Eukaryota, Viridiplantae, Streptophyta, Magnoliopsida, Fabales, Fabaceae. The record is from the annotation of a GenBank genome assembly.